AUGGGCGCAGGAUACUCGUCCCCCCGGAUGACCGAUUUAUUGGCUCGUAGGGCUUCUAUUUGGUCUGCUCCCCAGCUAGGUCAUACACGACUCUUUGACUCCAAUUUGGGCUCCGGUCCGCUGGUCCCUUCGUCCCCACAACAUUUCAACCUCAGAGAACUUGCUCAGAUGGGUGAUAGUGACAGUUCAUCUGGGGCUCUUUUACCCAGCGCUCCUUUCGAAGUCCCAACCAUGACUCAACAGCGACCCUCGAUAGCUCCGCGAUCGCCAAUUGGCGGUGAAGCAUCCAGUAAUAUUUCAAAAGCUGACUCGAGCUCUUCUGCGCGCUAUGGGAACGUCCGUCGCCCAAGGAGCCGGCAGCCUAUCGACUAUACUCGUCAACGACCCGUGUCCGGUGAUUCGCAACGCUCGCCUUCUAUUGCCACACCCCCUCCGUUCACGUACGCCCGCGGCUUGGUGGGGAUGACUGUCCCCCAGCCUACUCCAGAAGAACAGCAUAAGCCAUUCGCAUGCAGUUAUUGUUCCAACAGAUUCAGGCGCAGGCGUGAUCGCGAUCGUCAUGAGCGCUCCAUCCACACUCGCGAGGCGCCAUAUGUCUGCCUCUGCUGCGACAAGGCGUUUGUUCGCGUAGAUGCACGAGCAAAACACUGGAGAACAGAUCCAUGGUGCCGAGAGAUCCAUGAUAAACUCGUGCAGACCCCCGAGCAGUAA
Molecule: messenger RNA, 711 nt
Organism: Serendipita indica DSM 11827
Lineage: Eukaryota; Fungi; Basidiomycota; Agaricomycetes; Sebacinales; Serendipitaceae
Source: the annotation of a GenBank genome assembly